This is a messenger RNA of Ctenopharyngodon idella (grass carp), 993 nucleotides long. RefSeq names its product proopiomelanocortin a (gene pomca). The record is from RefSeq and is a predicted model, not a curated record. NCBI's taxonomy places the organism in Eukaryota, Metazoa, Chordata, Actinopteri, Cypriniformes, Xenocyprididae. Bases 172 to 837 code for a protein of 221 amino acids. The transcript is spliced from 3 exons. Gene Ontology annotation, cellular component: extracellular region. Gene Ontology annotation, biological process: neuropeptide signaling pathway. Gene Ontology annotation, molecular function: neuropeptide hormone activity.
AAAGUGACAGAGUUUGGUGGCCUUGAGGAAUUGACGCACAGGUAGCUUAUAAAAGAUGACUAGAUGAGGCUCUCAGACAUCAGAAACAAGCAAACGCACACAUAACCAGACAGAUCAGAGAAUCUCAGAGAGAAGAACUUUGGUCGGCUGACUUCUUUCUGUACAACAGAUAUGGUGAGAGGAGUGAGGAUGUUGUGUCCUGCUUGGCUCUUGGCUCUGGCUGUACUGUGUGCGGGCGGCUCUGAAGUCAGAGCUCAGUGCUGGGAAAACACUCGAUGCCGAGACCUCACCACUGAGGAGAGCAUCUUGGAAUGCUUACAGCUAUGCAGGUCUGAUCUGACAGAUGAAACCCCCGUCUACCCCGGAGAAAGCCAUUUGCAGCCUCCCUCUGAACAGGAGCAAAACGAGGUCCUCGCACUCCUGUCCCCAGUCGCCCUCGCAGCUGCUGAGCAAAUGGACCCAGAAUCCAGCCCACCGCACGAGCACAAGCGCUCUUACUCCAUGGAGCAUUUCCGUUGGGGAAAGCCGGUGGGCCGCAAGCGCCGGCCCAUCAAGGUGUACACGAACGGCGUAGAGGAGGAAUCCGCUGAGACUCUCCCGGCCGAGAUGAGACGCGAGCUGGCAACCAACGAAGACGACUAUCCCCAAGAGGAAAACGCUUUAAAUCAGCAGAAGAAGGACGGCUCCUACAAAAUGAAACAUUUUCGCUGGAGCAGCCCACCUGCUAGCAAACGCUACGGAGGCUUCAUGAAGUCCUGGGACGAGCGCAGUCAGAAACCCCUUCUCACACUCUUCAAAAAUGUCAUAAACAAAGAGCACCAGCGGAAGGACCAGUGAGGGGAUUUUAAUGGGAUGGGCGGAGUGGAGUUGAUGAGUGGGUUUUAUCAAGCAUAGUCAAACAAAAGAGGGUGGGUGAAGUUACCAAUAGCACUUAAUUCUUGAUGCUUUAGAGUUUAUUCACAUUGUAUUCAACAAUAAAUUCUGAAUUCUGUA